Molecule: messenger RNA, 375 nt
Organism: Fraxinus pennsylvanica
Lineage: Eukaryota; Viridiplantae; Streptophyta; Magnoliopsida; Lamiales; Oleaceae
Source: the annotation of a GenBank genome assembly
AUGAUCCAGCAAAUGCAGCAUGCUUGCAAUGAAUGCAAGGGAACUGGAGAGACUAUUAAUGAUAGAGGUCGAUGCCUACAGUGCAAAGGCGAAAAAGUUGUUCAGGAAAAGAAAGUUUUGGAAGUCCACGUAGAAAAGGGUAUGCAGGACUCACAGAAGAUUACAUUCCCCGAAGAGGCUGAUGAAGUGCCUGACACCAUGACUGGAGACAGUUUUAGUCCUCCAGCAGAAAGAGCAUCCAAAAUUCAGGAGAAAGGUGCAUCCUGUCCCACUUGGAUGACAGGCAACUCCUUAUCAAAUCACAAUCAGGAGGCCUAUGAUGAGGAUGAUGAUAUGCAUGGUGGAGCCCAGAGGGUGCAAUGUGCUCAGCAGUGA